Morus notabilis is the source of this 1523-nucleotide messenger RNA. RefSeq lists its product as uncharacterized. The coding region runs from base 66 to 1109 and encodes 347 amino acids. The transcript is spliced from 7 exons. NCBI's taxonomy places the organism in Eukaryota, Viridiplantae, Streptophyta, Magnoliopsida, Rosales, Moraceae. The record is from RefSeq and is a predicted model, not a curated record.
ACGGCUCAGAUUCCUUUUCCAUUUUCCAUUUUCCCUUUUCCCUUUUCCCAGACAAGAAAGCGAAAAUGGAUCUUCCGGUGAUCGAUCUCUCCGAGUACUUGUCGGCGGCGGACGGCGAGCGAGUCGCCGAGAUCUGCGGCGAGGUCAGCCGAUCGCUGAGGGAGACCGGGGCUCUGCUCGUCAAGGACCCGCGCUGCUCGGCGGAGGACAACGAUCGCUUCCUUGACAUGAUGGAGAAGUAUUUCGAGUCUCCUUCCGAGUUCAAGCUUCUCCAGGGGAGGCCUCAUUUGCAUUAUCAGGUUGGGGUGACACCAGAGGGGGUGGAAGUCCCGAGAAGCCUGGUAGAUGAAGAAAUGCAAGAGAAAUUAAGAGCGAUGCCUGAAGAGAACCGACCAUCCCCUCCCAAGGGUCCAGAUUGCAAGUGGCGUUACAUGUGGAGAGUGGGUCCUCGGCCAAUAAAUACCCGAUUCAAGGAACUGAAUGCAGAGCCUGUCGUACCUGAGGGCUUUCCUGAAUGGAAAGACACCAUGGACUCGUGGGGGUACAAAAUGAUUGCGGCAAUAGAGUUUGUUGCUGAAAUGGCAGCCAUUGGGUUUGGCUUGCCGAAGGAUGCAUUCACUUCCUUGAUGAAGCAGGGUCCGCAUCUUUUAGCUCCCACGGGGAGUGACCUUCGACGUUAUGGCCAAGAGGGCACUGUCUUUGCAGGGUAUCACUAUGACCUUAACUUCUUAACAAUUCAUGGCAGAAGUAGAUUUCCUGGUUUAAAUAUAUGGCUAAGAAAUGGGCAAAAAGUUGAAGUGAAGGUUCCCGUAGGAUGCCUUCUCAUUCAGACAGGAAAACAGAUAGAAUGGUUGACUGGAGGAGAUUGUAUAGCUGGAAUGCAUGAAGUUGUUGUCACAAGCAGGACAACGGAUGCAAUCAGACUAGCUUCGGAGCAAAAUCGCAGCCUGUGGAGAGUAUCUUCUACAUUGUUUGCGCACAUUGCAUCCGAUACCGUGUUGAAACCCUUAGGCCACUUUGCAGAGUCCCCACUCGCCAGCAAUUAUCCCGCUCUCUGCGCAGGGGAGUUUGUUGAGAAAGAGCUUGCAGUAAUCAAUCUUAAAGGAUAAAAUUGGGAAAUCUUGAUAACCUGUGGCAAGUAAAAUUCGUGUUUUCGCCACUUCAAAUGUUUAACAACAUUUCUGGGGGGUAUUGCAACGAAAUGAGUCACAAUAAGGAUGCUCGAAACGAGCGUAUGUCUUCCGCAACUGCAGAAUCAUGGUGCCACGGAGGACACUAUCCUGCUGACAUUUUUUCAUUUUCAUUUGCUCGUGCUAAAUGUACUUCCUCGACAUUUCUGCGUAUUUUUCCACAUCUAAUUUCUUCAGUGGUGGCAAAUUUGGUUGGUCCUUUUGGAAAUGUCUUUGGGGGUUAAUUUAGUUCGAUCUCUUAUGUUUGAUCUCAGUUCUGAUUCCAGAUUGUGUCCUCCAAUUUCGUUACUGAAUAAAAAGAAGGAAUUGUUUGGUUGGAAAUUGUUGUUUUUU